GGAGCAUUCCAAAACAGGCAGACAGCUCAUCCCAUCUCCAGCACCACAGGGGACGCGGGCUUGCAUCACACCUUGAGCCACAGGGACCAUGACUGACAUGAGGGCUGCAUUCCUGGUGCUGCUCCUCUGGGCCAUGGCCUGUGCUCACCCUGUGCCUGGCCAUGAACCCACCCACCCCAGCACCCUGCAGAAGGGUACUGCAAAUGAAGAUUCUAUCAGCAAGCUGGGCAACCACCUAGAUGGCGGAGAUGGCAGACAUCCUCCUGCCAGUCCAGAGACAGGGGAAAAUGCCCUUGCCAGGGAGCUGAUGGGUGAGAAUGCCAUGGAUGAGGAGCUGGGUGAGCUCAGUGGCCAAGACGUGGGAGGCCGAGUUGGGCAGGUUCAGCACAUGAACCAGGUGGACCACGAGAACAUGGGCACCCACAAUGGAAACGACCUUGGUUUCCUGGACGUGGAUGCACGUGACACUGAUAAUGGUGACAAUGGAGACCACUACAGCACUGGAGCCAAUGGGUUUCCCUCCCAUGGCGGUGGGUUCCUGGACGAGGAGGAUGACAGUGGGGAUGACACCUUCGAUGCCAAUGGGGAAGAGGAAAGGGGCGAAGGCCCUACCUACGUGGCUGGUGCUGAUGGGGCAGGGGAGCACGAGCAUGACACUGGCCGUGGGGAUGUUGGGGCUGGUGGGAGGCACGGUGAAAGCAGCAGCAGCAGCAGUGAGAGCAUUGGGGCAGACCACCGGCGCUACAGGAACUACAGCUUUGGGCGCACUUACAGGCACGGAGGGGCCAGCAGCAGCAGCCAGGAGGAGGAGAGCUAUGACUUCCAGGAUGAAGCCAUGCAGGGCGAUGAUCCCUCUGUCUUUGAUGGCCCAGCCAGCAGCUACAGGAUACGGCACAGUGGCCCCCAUGCCCUGGGGAACAGCUGGGAGAGUGUCCAGUGGGCUGGAUCCCACCGCUGGGAGGAGGGUGACAGCAGGUCCCCCGAGGUGGAGGACGGUGAUUCUGGAGAAGACAGCCCAUCCAUGGAGGACAACAGUCAGUCAGAAGAGUCUGUUGACAGUCAGUCAGAGGAAAAAAGCUCCAGCCACUCCAGGGGGGAUGAGGAUGACAGCACAUCCAGAGAGGAUGAAAACAGCGAGGACAGGGAGGGCACUGAUGAACAGUCAGAUGAAGAGCCAAGGGAGACCCCAGAGCUGGUGAGAACCUUGAAUGAGCACAGCAACAGCCAGACCUGGGAAGGGCAGGAGGACUGGGAUUCUGCUGAGGACAGGAGUGUGUUGUCCACACCUGACAGUGAGUCCAGGGAAGAAGAGGGUGAACAGAGCAAGUCCAGGGAAGAUGAUGAUGACCAGAGCCAGUCCUCAGAGGACACUGUGGAGGAGUCAGAGGAUGAGAAUGACUCUGUGCCAAGCACAUCAGCUGAGAGCCCAGAGUCCCCAGAAGAUGACAGCAGCCCAGAGGACAACACAGUUGAGGACAGCAGGUCCACAGAGAGCGACAACAGCGAGUCCCAGGAAGAUGAUGAUGACGUGGAGAGCCACUCCCAGGAGGAUGCCACCCAGGAGUCCAGCAGCCAUGGGGACGACAGCUCCCUGCAGAGCCUGGAAAGCAGGGGCCGCAAGCGGCGGCUGGAUGCCCUCCGCCACAGACCUGCUGCUGACUAUGACGACAAUGACUGCCAGGAUGGGUACUGACCUG
This is a messenger RNA of Poecile atricapillus (Black-capped chickadee), 1697 nucleotides long. Its product is annotated as dentin matrix acidic phosphoprotein 1-like. Gene Ontology annotation, molecular function: extracellular matrix binding. The record is from RefSeq and is a predicted model, not a curated record. Lineage: Eukaryota; Metazoa; Chordata; Aves; Passeriformes; Paridae. Gene Ontology annotation, cellular component: extracellular matrix. Gene Ontology annotation, biological process: ossification; extracellular matrix organization. Bases 89 to 1693 code for a protein of 534 amino acids. The transcript has 5 exons.